Molecule: messenger RNA, 2412 nt
Organism: Mustela lutreola (European mink)
Lineage: Eukaryota; Metazoa; Chordata; Mammalia; Carnivora; Mustelidae
Gene: CCDC172
Product: coiled-coil domain containing 172
Exons: 9
Coding region: 66-905 (279 amino acids)
Cellular component (GO): cytoplasm
Source: RefSeq, a predicted model, not a curated record
CCGGAGUCCCCUGCUGCGGCCUGCAGGAAGGGCUCCAGCCCACGGGGUUGUUAGCGAGUACACGGAUGACCGUGAGACAGAACCCUGUACCGAAAGGCGUCGACGGAUCGGCGGGAGCCCGGCCCGAGAUGAGUUUAGAGUCCCUGUUUCGGCACAUCAUCUUCUCGGAGCAUCAGGCCGAGGAGGGUCGCCGCGUGAUCCGAGAAGUAAGGUCCGAGAUUAACAGAUGUCGUGAAGAAAUGAAGAAAGCAGCCGAGCUGCUGAACGAGGAGAAAGCCAAGUUGGAAUCUAAGGUUCAGCAGUUUUUGGAAAAAGCCUUCCUCUUACAGCUUUGGAAAAUUCAUGAAAGUGCCUUAGAAAGACAGUGUAGUGAAAUUACAAACCAGAGGAAUAUGCUUCUCCAAACCUUUGGGGCUACAAAGAAAAAAGUGACCGAGGAAGAAGAAAAAUUUAUUAAGGAAAUUGCAGACUUCAAUAAUGAGUAUGAAGUAACAAAGAAAAGAAAGCUUUUCAUGAAAGAAAAUGUCAAGAUUGAAAUAUCUGCCUUAGAAAACCAGGCAAACAUUUUGAAGAGGGAAAUAAAAUCGAUGGACCAUGAUAGUGGCCAGUUAUGUGAACUUCAAAAACAAAAGAGUGAAUUAGUACAAGAAUUACUUACUGUGCAGAGAAAACUUAAAGUUUUUGAAGAUAAAAAGAUUGAAGCCAUUUGUACUACCAAAUACCUAGAGGCAGAAAAAGCAAAGAUAAAUGAAAAGCCUCAAAAUGAUGCUGAGUGCUUAAGACUUAAAAAAGAAUUAGAACUUUAUAAGGAAGAUGACAUGCAAAGUGCUUGGGAAGCUCUCCAAACAGAAAUAGAAGUUUUGGAGUUGACAUUGGCACAGAAGGAUCUUCAGGAAAAUAAAUAACUUGUGGAGAGCUGACCAAAGCUAUCCAAAGUUUGAUGAAAGCAUCUUAAAAUCAAAUCUUUGUGAUAGAUACACAAACAAUACCCAUUACAACAGAUUUUUGUGGAAAACGUGAGGUUCAGAAUGUUCAAAGUUGUUGCUACCUAGAAUUGGUAUAUUAGCACUUUAAAAAUGUAAUUUUUUUGUCUUGUUAUGUGCUGGAACUUUAAAGCUCUUUAUAGGGUUUGAUUUUGUUUCUAAAGGAAGAAAAAAGGACAGGUGGAUACUGUGUUCUCCGGCUUCUUAUCGCCCUUGACCCUUAAGCUGAUAUGUACUUUCUGAUGUUCAUUUUUUGUUGCAGUUUACCUUGGGUCCAAUCACACAAUGGGAGAGAGAAAUGAUCAGAUUAUUGACUCAAUUUUGUCCCUGCCAUUUCCACCAACAAAGAUGUUCACUUUCAUUUUAAUCCUUCUCCCAUUUUAAAAUGUUUGUUGACAAAGGUCCUUGGUGGCCUUUCAUGUGCAAAAGCCAGUUUUCUGCUCUUUUCUCUAGAUGUGUCUGUGGAGUUAAGUUUGGGGCUCCUGCUGCCUUUGCCAGCUUCCUGCCUGGCAGUUUUCUUUCUGAUGCCGGUGUUGGUAAAAUGAAAUAAGUCAUCCACCUGGGAAUGUACAUAAUCUCCUGAGGGGCCUCAGGAUUCAUUUUUGCUGAAACAUGGCAACUAAAACUCAUGUUUAUAUCAGACUUGGUAUUUCCACCAAAUUUGCAGCGUCGUGUAGCUUUCUGUGAUUUGCCCUCCUGUGUAGGAAGAAAGGUGUAUUUUCCCUCGUCUCUAAAAAAGUGUAUGGAAACUGUCCAACAAAGCCCUAAAUUGUGGUCGGUGUGGGGAGGGAGACAAAAUCUGGAGAUAUAUUUCAAAGUACUCAGUGAAAAAUGUUAGAUCAUUUUUUCUUUUGUAGUUAUAGCUGAAUGAGUUUAACAUCAACUAUGAAAUGUUUGCAAAUGUCUUCUCUCUACCAAUGAUAAGGUGGUCUAGUUUCAGAACAAGGCUUAUUUUGGGAUAACUUUCUGUAUAUGUUGUUUUAUACUCUUAUUUUUUAAAAAUCGGUAAAGUUAAAACUCUCCUUUGAGAUGUGUUGCAAUUGCCAUCUGUUUAAAUAAUUUUCAUUUUCAGAAGUGAUUUCUUAUUUUGAUUCCUUAAAUAUUUGAUAGUAAAUUACUUUUGCCUAAGAAGAAAACAGUUAAUGGUACCAGGGAAUUACAUUCUAUUUUAUAUAUGCAAAUAUAGAGUAGAAAAUGGUUAUUGGGAUUAGUCAUGACUUUAGUUCUGUCUUAUUUUAUUCCAUUUAUCUAAAUUCUUAGUCUCAUGAAAUCUACUUAUUAUAUGUGUAUUAUAUUAUUAAUAUGCUGAGUUUACAGAUAAAGCUUUUUCACUUACCAAUAAUUUUUGUUCAUUAUUGGUUUUGUAACUAAAUAUUAAUGUGAACUAUAGAUCUGUCACAUAUUUGCAUUACUAACACGCAAUGACAUA